AUGAUCAAUCUUCGAAUCCUUGCCCUUGGUUUUCUAUCCAUCUUACUGCUAGUAGUGCAAGAGAAAUCUUGUGUUCUCGCCUUCCACAAUAACCAUCAUGCUGGCAUCAUUCCACAAAGAACACGCAACGCCAACACAAAGUUGGGCAAAUCCUUCCCAAAUGAAAAGUUUACGACGUCGAGAAUACCCGUCAGAACUUCAGAUUUAAAAGCAUUGCCUGUUGUUGGGGAUACUGCUGGCGGACUCGAGAUGAAUUCAGAUGUCUGGGUAUUUUUGCUGGGUGUUUUCCCAUUCGCCUGGGCGACGGUGGAAUUUUGGAGACGCAUCAUGUUUGGAGAAGCUUUUGGCACAGGAUCGGAUCAAGUGAUUAUUGGUAUGGAUGAUUCACCAGAAGACUCCAGAGGAAGGCGGGUUCUUGGUAAAGGAGCAUUGGGAACCGCCUACUUUCUCUUUGCGGCUUCAUUUGCUACUCUUGCGGUUGUCCUUUAUUCAGUGAUAUCUUCCGCUCCUCCACCGGAUAUUUUGCCGGUGCCAAAUGGUGGCGAUAUCAUGCCAUAG
Molecule: messenger RNA, 558 nt
Organism: Cylindrotheca closterium
Lineage: Eukaryota; Bacillariophyta; Bacillariophyceae; Bacillariales; Bacillariaceae
Source: the annotation of a GenBank genome assembly